Aspergillus pseudoviridinutans is the source of this 4335-nucleotide messenger RNA. Its product is annotated as putative TMEM1 family protein. Gene Ontology annotation, biological process: intra-Golgi vesicle-mediated transport; early endosome to Golgi transport. The coding region runs from base 1 to 4335 and encodes 1444 amino acids. Lineage: Eukaryota; Fungi; Ascomycota; Eurotiomycetes; Eurotiales; Aspergillaceae. The record is from RefSeq and is a predicted model, not a curated record. The transcript has 4 exons. Gene Ontology annotation, cellular component: TRAPPII protein complex.
AUGGAGACUUCAUCACAGGCAGGCUCGAGCAGUGUCACUGUCGAGUAUACUGACCCCUCGGGACUAUUUCCCCUCAUUCAACCCGUCAUCGAGGAGAAGCUCCCGCUCAAGAACCUCCACUGGAAAUCGCCCACCCGUCCUGUUCGAUCCAUCGAGUCGCUUCGCAUCGGCUUCGUUCCGGCCCAGCUUGAGACGGACGAGCGCAAGCUAUCGAGCGAUACCUCCAGGAGUGCCCCGGUACCUCACCGACGCCAUCAGAUCCCUGGUCUGCGCCAAACACCGUACUUGAAAAUCUACCUCCUCCGCUGCGAUGACAACGACACCUACAAAGCAACCGCUCGCAAGGCCCUGCGGGACUGGAUCAAGGCGCACGCGUCGACGCCGCAGGCCGGUGCCUCGGCAGCGAGCAAUCAGGAGAAGCACGAUGCUUUUGAGUGGUUGAUCGUGCACGUGGUGCAAGACGGCGAGGGCACGGAGAAGGCCGCGCCGGCAUCGAAAUGGGGCCGGAGCACCACGACCGUCCUCGAGAAGAUCAAAGCGGAUUUCAAUGCGUCGUCCAAGUCGGCUGUUGACCGAGUGGCGCAGUUGCGUUUGCCCCGGCCGGGGAGCACGCAGCGGCCGGCUGAGCUGGCGGAUCAGGUAGAGGACUUUGUGGAGAAGAUGAAGAAUGCCAUUCUGACGUCUUUUGAUCUCCGCGUCGCGCAGUAUGAGGAGGAUAUCAAGGAAAAGGACUCGCAGCGAAGUCUGCCAGGUUGGAAUUUCUGCACGUUCUUUAUACUCAAGGAGGGGCUUGCGAGGGGCUUCGAGAAUGUGGGAUUGUUCGAGGAUGCGCUGGUCGGAUACGAUGAGCUCUCGGUGGGGCUGGAUACGGCAAUCCACGAGCAGAUUCAGGGCACAGGUGAUCAGCAUGGAGGUGCUUUCUUGACUGUCAGCAAGGACUGGCAGGAGAAAGCCAAGGCGGCUUUGGAGGAGGCAGGCUCGGCGCCCUCGGAUGUAGAUGACGACGAAAAGGCAGUCGCUGUUGGAGAAAUUGACCCCAAGGACUUUCCGCUAGAUUCAAAUCGAAAGCCUUACCGAGAGAUGAUUCUCGCCAGCGACAUCUCGAUAUUCGAUUUCCGUACAUAUGUAUUUUCCCGGCAGCUGACCUUGCUCCUGAGAGCCGCCAGAGCGCCGUCCUUGGUUGCGACAGAGACCGGCGCAAGCCAGAAAGGGAAGAAGGACAAGAAACCUGAGGAUUUGAUGCUUCUCUCCGAGCUUUGUGAGAGAGCCGCCGAAUUUAUCACUCUCGCCGCACGUACGCUGAGAGCUGACCUCGAAUCUGGCUUGGCUGACGUGGAUCAUCCGUCCAAGUCGGACCUCAUAAACAACCUGGUAUCGUCAUGGGCCUAUGCUGCAGCAAGCCAGGUCUUGAUUCAGACAUACACAUCGAAGCUCACAUUGCCCGAGUCUUCCCUUCAUGCUAUGAGCAAGGCUGUGGCGGCCACCAGCACCCCGGAACCCAAGCCUGAGGUUCCCAGACGCUCGAGCUCAUUGAUAUCACCAGCCACAACUCGUUCUGGCCGUUCUAACAGCCACGGAAUUCCGCUCCCAGAUACUCUUGCCAAUGUCUCUCGGGCGGACCACGAAUCACAGAAGCCCAUACCUGCCUUUAUCCCAAAGACCGGUUCCGAGCAAUUAGCGAGUGGGAGAGCAGAACUCCUUUCACUGGCACGACGCCUUUUGGAAGAAAUCGCUGGCAGAUCUGGUUGGAACGAGAACUGGAAGGAUCUGGGACUGCUCUUCGACAAGCAAGGUCGAGGCGAGGACGAGAUGACCGAAGUUUCCUUGGAUGGUGAGAUGGAAGAGAAGCCAGAAGAGAAGCGGAAAGGGGAGUCUCUGGUUUCGGAUCCUCUUCUCGGAAUUGACCUUCUUGAGCUAAGGACUGCUCUGCGAUCGAGGAAGUCGUUCCGCUCUCAUUACGAGCAGCUUACGGACUUGGUGUAUCGUCACUAUGUUAUGGCGAACCGCACAUAUUCAGCCCAGACGGCUCUCGCCGACAUGGCUCUUCUACGUUAUCGACAGAAUGAUUACAUCGCAGCUGCCUCAUAUUUCCACCAAAUCAUCCCAUUCUAUGGGACCAAGAAUUGGAUUUUACUGGAAGGAAUCAUGCUCGAAAUGUAUGCGAGAUGUCUCGAAGAGCUGAAACGAAACGAGGAGUACGUACGAACGAUGCUACGGCUUCUUGCCAAGUUCGCCAUGCACACGCACUCAGGCUUGACUGCGCGAGAGAAGACGCUCGAUGCUUCUUCCAUCUUUACCGAGCAGAGCCCGGUUUCCCGGUAUGUGGACAAACUCUUUGAAGCCUCUGGCAUGCUUCAAAAGGAAGUCUCAGCACCUUUCGCCGACUUUUUUGCAGACUUGGACGUGAAACCCAUCAUCGUUCAUUACGAUGACAAGGAUGGGUUUCAGAUGCAACUCAGCCUGCAGUUCUUACUAGGAAAACGAAUCGAGAUUGAUUCGAUGAAGUUACGGCUUGUCAGUGCGAGCGGGCCGCAUAGCAAUGAACACUGGAUAGAAACUGCCAAUAAGGUGAUUAUCAAGUCGUCGCCCACAAAAGUUCUCGUUGACUCCACGGCUACUUUGCAAGGAAAAUACUUUGUGGACCGCCUGGAAAUGCGAGCUGGCAACAUUCUGUUCACGCUAGCCAGCGGAAAGCAUCCAGCCCUUCCUGUGGGCUUUAGGGAGGUGCUCGACGCUGAAGAGGUCGAUAGUCGGCCCUACGUCUACUGCUUCCCGCGACCCGAGGGAUUGCAGGCCAAGAUUACGUCUCCACAUGUAGUCAAUUUGGAGGCAAUGCGGACACUCGAGCUGGAGCUCUACAGCGGGCGCAAUAACAUCAAAACUGGCACGAUUCGCGUACGGCCUGCUACUGCCGGUCUUCGACUGAGGGUAGCAGAGGCAGAGGUGGUGGAAGGAGGUAUAACCAUCUCCACAAAUAGCGAGUCUGGAAACAUUGGGAUUGCGCAGUUGGGACCGCAGUCCAUACUGCGGCUCCGUAUCCCUUAUACGGUCGAAGAGGUUCAUCCGAUGCUGUCGGCACGGGCAGAGGUUUCCUACGAGACGGAGAGCGGCCUCUUCUCUUACAGUUCUCUUCAUAACAUUGUUUCCGCUCUGCCGAUUAGCGUCAAUGUGCAAGACGUCUUCAAAGACCAAGUUCUUUUCUCUCGAUUUACCGUCAGCCCAGCGAUGAUGAUUCCCCUUCGAAUUCUAAAAUGCAGUAUCCCCAGCUCUGACGUCUACGAGGUUCAGUCGCACGUGAAGGACUCGGUGGCAAUGGACGUAUUCCCAAAGCAGCCAGCGUCGUUAUUAUACAGAAUCCAGCAGCGAAAGGAUAGUGUUACUUCACCAGGUUCAAGACGCUCUCUCCGCCUCAGUGUCGAGUUUACUUGUGUGGACGAUGAGUGCCUGGACGCAGUCGAAACGAGGUUCAAGAACAGUAUUGCCGACAGCGAUUUUCGCCAGUAUACCACCUUGCUCACCUCUCAUAUUGUGCAGGCAUUCCGCACACAACUGUCAACUGCAGACAUGGAAGUGAUCGGGCUCAUCCGCGAGAUGGGGACGCUGUCAUAUGCAAAUGUUGGAUGGGAUGGUCUACUCAGUGCACUCAAGGAGCCAGCUGACAGUUUAAAAGCGUGGCUCAUGACAUGGCACCAGAACAAUCCCAUCAUUUCGCUACCCAAGCAGCCAACCAUACUCAGCCGUCGGAUCGUCAUCCCUGUUGACAUACCUGAGAUCCAAGUGCUACACACCGCGGAAUUGCGACUCAAAAAUCUCGCGGAUCAGCCAAGACACGCGGCCGUCGGUCAGAUGAUUGCGGCCGAACUCGUUCUACGUCAUACACGGCGAUGGAGCUCGCCUGAGACUCGCGAGAACGCGGGGGGUACUCUGGAGUUUUCCUACGAGAUUCACGCGAACCCGGAACUGUGGCUCGUUGGAGGACGCAGACGGGGAAACUUUGUCGCAUCCGAGGAUGAAACAAAAACGUUUCCCGUCAUGCUGCUGCCCCAGAAAGCAGGGCAUCUCCUCCUUCCGGGGCUGGAGAUCAAAAGUUACGUACCCGCGGCGCCACCCUCUUCGGCGACGACGAGCCAACCAGGAAAUCCGGCGGCGGGUGGUGCGCCAUUCCUGCAGCGGCGACAGAUCCCAAACGAGCUCGAUUACCGGAAUCAUGGGGAGACGGUGUUAGUGCUCCCUGAUCUACGGCAGACGACGGUCAGUCUCAGCCCGGCCGGGCAAGGGGGGCACGGUGGCUCGUGGUUGAUAAAUUCAGAGAGUCGAAAUGAGGUACAUGCAUGA